This is a messenger RNA of Lachancea nothofagi CBS 11611, 2676 nucleotides long. The record is from the annotation of a GenBank genome assembly. Lineage: Eukaryota; Fungi; Ascomycota; Saccharomycetes; Saccharomycetales; Saccharomycetaceae.
AUGGAUGCCGACAAAAGAGAAUUAGAAGAUGAAGCUUCAGGCACGCAAAGCCCAGAAAAACUGAAAUCAAAAUUUCUAGUGCCGGGAAGAGGAAUUUUGAAACAACGAUUUGCACAAGGAGACGACCAAAGGGAGAAUGUAACGAUAUCAAAUAUUCCCGAUUCAGGUAACUCGCAGGUGCAAGACAACUUGGAUCAAAAUAAUACAACCUCGAGGAUAAGCACCACACGGUUACAGUCAAAACUUGAUCGCAGGGUAUCCUUCGCACCAGACGUGACACUUCACAGAGUUGAUUUUGUGCCCCAGCAUCCAGACACUUUUAGAGAGCCUCGAAGGAAGCCUAAUGUCAAUAUUUCAGCGAAGAAUGCAUUGUCAAAUAACUCAGAAGGCAUAGAUGCUGCUAAUAGUAUGGAAUCUGCAGAUGAUGGCGGAAGCGCCGUUUCACUGGAUUUGGUGCGCACUCAAAAAGACCCAUAUACGCCUGUUUUUGACAAAGAGGUUUCAAUGGAAAUCACACAAUUGUUUUCAAAACAUAGUGCAAGGCCUGACAGCGAAAUUAAGAGCCCCGAAGGCCAAGAAGAUAUGGAGGUUACCAAACUCCACAGAGAGGCGUCAUCACAAGAUCACGGAGGGCAUAUUGUUAUUUCAGCAACAGUCAGUGGUGGUGGAAUUGAACAAGACAUGGAAUUCACUGAGUUGCAAAAUGCUGCCGCAGAACAUGAGAACGAUAGAGAUGUCACUGCACCGGGUGCAGUGCCCUACUUCCCAGCAGCCAAUGAACAAUCUAAUAACUCUACCACAAACUCAUCCAGGAGCAUAGAGAGAGAUCUGUCCGACAUGGAAACAACAGAACCUCUCAAAUUGCUAACUACAACCAGAGAGCAAGGUGAUAAAUUGCAGGCGAUAUCACCAGCUGAAGCGUCUUGGCAGAUGCCUCAGCAAAAUCUUGCCGGUCAAAAUGACCGAGAGAUCUUGGACAUCAUGUCUUCUCAAGUGGUAACCUCCACACAGCUACGAAGUGGGUCAACUGAACAGCUGCAGCCAGAUACUGAAAUUGAGAAGAAGCGUUCCUUUCCAGAAGCGUCGUUGAAACGAAGAAAGAUUAGUAGCGAUGAGACGGUACGCAGCUCUUCUUUCGUAGGUGGGUCUACUGUUGAUGAUGAUAUGGACUUAACAAUGAUGGAAAGGCUGUCGCCAAUCAAUAUUUCAGCAAAUUUAGAGCACGAGGUUGACAUGCUGCGAGGUGGAAAGUCUUCUGGUUUGCUAAGUCUGAAGGAAAAGGUCCAAAACGAACCCAAUUCAAUAGCUUUGAGUACAUUCUUAAACGCCGUUGGAAUGACCUUUCCAAGUCAAGAAGAUAACUUUGAGCGAUUCACCAAACUAGCAUUUAAUGUUGAAUCUGGAGAAAUUAAAUGGCCUGCUGUUGAGAUAUACAAUAUCUUGUAUGCAGACAUGCCCAUUCUUGAGAUAUCUGCCUUCUGCUGUAAGGAGUUGUUACUGAGGGUAGAGAAAUCUAGACGAUUGUUUCAAGAAGUGGAGGAGCAAGUAUCACGCAAUCCAUCACCAGCGCUGUUUAAAAAAUAUUUCGACUCAACCCAAGCGUCAAGGGAGACUAUGAACAAUCAAAUUAUUCUGAUUCGAGACUACUCAAAGCUGCAAGCCCUGAGAGUGUGGUUUGAAUGGAGGUCUAUGCAUCUAAAUGGAAUAAAAAGUGUUCUAAAAGAGAACUUGAUGGUCCUCAGAAUUGAACUGGAGACUAUUUCAGCACGCAUUGACAAAAUCAAUACAAUCAAUAAGAAGGUUCUCGAAGUCAAGCAAAAAAUCAUUCGGGAAUUACACCUGUCAAAGGAACAAUUAAAAGCCCCAAGUAUCAAUCCAGCUAUCCCAGAAAGACUGAGGAUAGAGAUAUUGAAAGCUGAACUGAAAGUAGAAAUACAAAAUUUGAAAGAAAACUCUCAAAUUGUCCAGAGAGUAGCAAGAGUACAAGCCGAAAUAGAUGAAAUUCAGCAUAAGAUUGCUCAAACACAGAAACAUAUCUCAUUGCUAAGUUCGAAAGUUAGGAAAACUUCAGCGUUCGCCAAACACGAAAUACCAAAGCUUGAAGCCACCUUUCGAAUGAUGCAGUCCAUAUCAGGUGUCUCACUCAAACAGUAUGCGGGAGCUAGGCUGAAUAUAGAAUUGAGUGAUUCUAAUAUCGCCCUCAGCUUAGAUGUCAAAGAAAUUGAUACUGUCGAUGAAAUAGACGUCUUUCUUCCAUCUUCGCUAGACGCAUUGUCUCGCGAGCUGUACAUGCGGUCCGUUCAACAAGCUCGACACUCCAGCCAAAGCGCCAGUCAAUUUGUGGCGGUUCUUCUCAAAGAUUCAUUCAAAGUGCGCUACUUGCUAGCUGAGCACAGACGCUUGCAACUAUUUUUUCCGUGCAGAACUAGGUGUUCCAACGACGGGUCUGUUUCUAUCGAAAUUAGGUUUUUCGAUAUGAUCGCCAAGAAGUGCUUAUUUCUGCACUUACCGUUGAGCGAAUUUGUUUCUGCCGUCAAAGGAGAAUUCAACAAAAAUCCGCAGCUACAUGCGAAUGCUCGCACAUCAGAGAAGCCAAACCUGGAGGUUGCACUGGCCCACUUCCGAGCAAGAGCAUCGCCAGCGAUACCUUGGCUGAAGGAAGCACUGUUUGUCUGA